Molecule: messenger RNA, 837 nt
Organism: Microthlaspi erraticum
Lineage: Eukaryota; Viridiplantae; Streptophyta; Magnoliopsida; Brassicales; Brassicaceae
Source: the annotation of a GenBank genome assembly
AUGUUGGGACCCCUAUCUUUCAAAAACAGCCUCUGCGAUCUAGGAUCAUCUGUCAGCCUCAUGCCUUUGUCUGUAGCAAAGAGACUGGGAUAUCACAAGUACCAAGCCUGCGGAAUCUCACUAGUCUUGGCAGAUAGAUCGAUAAGGUUACCAACUGGGAUGCUUGAAGACCUGCCUUUGAGGAUAGGGAAUGUAGAAAUCCCCACCGACUUCAUUGUGCUUGAGAUGGAUGAGGAACCAACAGAUCCAUUGAUUCUAGGAAGGCCAUUCCUAGCUACAGCAAGAGCAAUGAUAGAUGCCAGUUUGCGAAGUCAUGGCAGUGAGCUCGAUCAAGAACUCGAUCGAGUCGAGUCGAACAAACAACUCGAUCGAGCUGGGACUGAAUGCAAGGAGCAAGCUCAAGGAGAUUGGUCUGAGCUUAAGGCGCCUAAAGUCGACCUCAAACCUUUGCCUGAGGGCCUCAGGUAUGCAUUUCUGGGUGAAAACUCAACUUACCCUGUCAUUGUGAACUCUGAUUUGGAACCUGAACAGUUGAGUGCUUUGCUUGUUGAAUUGAGGAAGUACAGAAAGGCAAUAGGUUACACUCUAGAUGAUAUCAAGGGGAUCUCCCCUGACCUAUGCAUCCAUAGGAUUCAUCUAGAGGAUGAAAGUAAGUCAAGCAUUGAACCUCAGAGAAGGUUGAACCCCAAUCUAAAGGAAGUAGUGAAGAAAGAGAUACUCAAGUUGCUUGAUGCUGGGAUAAUCUAUCCCAUCAGUGAUAGCACUUGGAUAUCUCCAGUUCAUUGCGUCCCAAAGAAAGGGGGGAUCACUGUCAUAAAAAUGACAAAGAGGAGCUGA